CCUGGAAACUGAGCCGUAGCUGAGGACUAGCGCUUCCUUUCCCGCAGCAUGGAGAGGGGAGCAGCAGCAGCGGGCAGGUACUGGACUGAGGACGAGAUCCGCGCCCUGAUCAGUGUGUGGUCAGAGAGGAGCAUUAGGAAGCAGCUGCAGGGCACCCUGAGGAAUAAGGGGCUGUUCAUGUACAUAGCCAGGAGGAUGCAGCAGCUAGGGGUGUACAGGGACUGGAAGCAAUGCCGGGCAAAGUAUAAGAACCUGAAGUACGAGUACAGAGCCAUGCACUGCGGCCACAGCACUGGGGACAUGAACAAGCUGCGCUUCUAUGGCGAGCUGCAUGCCAUACUGGGGAGCUCGGAGGCAGCAGCAGGAGAUGAGGCCAGCAAUGCAGAGCCCGGGGCGUCCUAUGUGGACCCGAGCGGUGAUGUCACGGCCAUGGAGGAAGCUAUGUUAGGUCAUCAGAAACAUGGAGGUACUACUAAUCCUCUGCUUAUCCCACCUGUGUGUAACGAGGGAGGCAAACACUGGACUACCAGGGAAACCCGAGCGCUCAUUAACAUUUGGUCUGAUAAGAACAUUAGAGGGCAGCUGAAAGGAACCGUCCGGAACCAGAGGAUAUUUGAACACAUUGCCAGGCUUCUGCAACAGUCUGGUAUAGACAGAGACUGGAGGCAGUGCAGGACUAAGUAUAAGAACCUCAAGCAUGAGUAUGUCGUUGUGAAGAAAGCUCAUGAGUCAGGAAACAAGAGUAAGACCAUGAAAUAUUUCAAUGAGCUGGAGACUAUUCUAUCCAGCAAACCAGCCGGGCACAGAAAGACUCACACUGAUAAACCGUCACACCUGUCAUGCACAAGGGCUGCUCCUUCUGAGGUUCCUGCAGACUGUCCAGCAGGUGACCGAUCUAUGAGAUUGCAUUCAGCCGCAGAGAAGCCUCAGCUUGUUAGGCGAUGGGUAGCCUUACCAGCUCCAAAGAGAAUGACCACGGUUACUGAAGGAGGAAGACACUGGACAAAUGCGGAGAUCAAAGCACUGCUAACCGUUUGGGCUGACGGAAACAUCAGAAAAUCGCUGGCAGGAACUGUGAGAAAUCGGAAAAUAUUUGAGCACAUUGCCAGCUUGCUGCAGAAAUUAGGGGUAGACCGAGACUGGAGGCAGUGCAGGACCAAGUACAAAAACCUAAAACAUGAGUACAUUGUCACUAAGAAGGCCUUGGAGUCCGGCUGCACAAACAGAACUAUGAAGUUCUUCAACAUGUUGGAUGAGAUUUUACGAAACAAGGACUCUGAGCUGCCAACACUACCAGAAGCUGUGGAUUUAGGGUCUUCAGUGCCCAGGACACACCUCAGAAACGUGUCACAUGUCACAGAGUGUUGUACGACUGUACUUGCAAAGUCACCUGUGAGUAAUGAAGAAGCCAGAACUCUGUCUGAAGGUAUUGGUAAUCUCUCCAAAGUCCCAGAUGAAAAUAUUUCAUCUCCGAAAACUCCAAACAUAAAGCAAGAACCUAUUUUCAGUGACCACCCUUCUGACUCGGAGGGAGCUGAACAGCCCUUGUCUUCCAGAGAAAAUGUGACCAUGACCGUUGUAAAAGAAGAAACGUCACAAGUAGGUACAGAACUAGAGGAUGAGGCUGACAAGGACUUCAGAAUAGUGACAGUAAAUGACACAGGAGGGGGCAGAAAUUGGAGUGAUCACGAAGUUAGAUCUCUCCUGCACGUGUGGUCAGAGGAGCGCAUCUCCCGGCAACUGGAGGGUACAUUCAGGAACAAAGAGCUGUUUGAGGAGAUCGCUCACAAACUGUUGGAGUGUGGGAUUAAUAGAGACUGGAAGCAGUGCAGGACUAAGUACAAAAACCUAAAAUAUGAAUAUUACAGUGUUAAAAAAGACGAGACUCUGCAUGCACUGAGAAAGAGCAUGAAAUUCUAUGAGGAGAUUGAUCAUUUAAUACAGCGACUACCAAAGGCUUCUGAGGUGACUGCAGAUAGUGUUCAUAUUGAAGGAUUUACGUGCAGAGGAAUCUGUGAAGAACCCAACACGAUUACUACACAACAAGGCCUCAUAGCUGAAGAACGCACGGUUGAAAUGAACAAACUUGUCAUUGGACUAAAGAGAAAAUCUUCCCCAAAUGAACCCAAUACUCCAGAUAAAAAGAAACCCACAAGGAUUCCUAUUCCUGAGGCUUCCAUUAUUAAUAUGAGUGAGAGCUAUGCUACCGGAAGAUUGUCUAGUCCGCACAGUGGAAGUCAGAGCGCUAGUAAAGAGCAAGCACCAGGAGAAGCAAGAUUCCAUGACCAGGGUGACAGCUGCGUCAGCAUCAUGGAAUCCAGUGCGGAACUAAGGGUUGGCAAGAAGCUGAAUGAAGGUAAAACUAAAGAGGUGUAUGAGCUGCCGGAGCACCCUGGCUGUGUUCUCAUGCAGUCUAAAGACCAGAUCACGGCAGGUAAUGCAGCCAGGAAGGACCACAUGGAGGGGAAAGCCUCAAUCUCCAACAAGACCACUAGUUGCAUCUUUAAGAUGCUGCAAGAAGCUGGCAUAAAGACAGCGUUUGUGAAGAAAUGCAGUGAGACUGGAUUCAUCGCCACACACUGUGAGAUGAUCCCCAUUGAAUGGGUGUGCAGGAGAAUAGCCACUGGCUCCUUCCUAAAGAGAAAUCCUGGGGUCAAGGAAGGAUACAGGUUUUAUCCCCCCAAAGUGGAAACCUUUUUCAAGGAUGAUGCUAAUAAUGACCCUCAGUGGUCUGAAGAACAACUAAUUGCUACCAAACUGACUUGUGCUGGCCUUCUGAUUGGCCAGGCGGAGGUGGACAUCAUGAGUCAUUCCACAGUGGCCAUCUUUGAGAUUCUGGAAAAAGCAUGGUCGACUCAGGAUUGCACACUAGUAGACAUGAAGAUAGAAUUUGGUGUGGACGUGACCAAGAAAGAAAUUGUCCUUGCUGAUGUGAUAGAUAAUGACUCCUGGCGCCUGUGGCCAUCGGGAGAUAAGACCCAGCAGAAAGAUAAGCAGACAUACCGAGAUCUAAAGGAAAUUACACCAGAAGCUAUGCAGAUGGUGAAAAGAAACUUUGAAUGGGUUGCUGACAGAGUGGAGCUGUUACUGACCAGUGAGAGCCAAGGAAGGGUUGUAGUGUUGAUGGGCUCCAUUUCCGAUCUGGUACAUUGUGAAAAAAUCAAAAAGUCCUCUUCAAACUAUGGAAUACCGUGUGAGCUUCGGGUUACAUCUGCCCAUAAAGGCCCUGAUGAAACCCUGAGGAUUAAGUCUGAGUAUGAAGGAGAUGGCAUUCCAACAGUGUUUGUUGCAGUUGCUGGCAGAAGCAAUGGCUUGGGUCCCGUGCUCUCUGGAAACACUGCGUAUCCAGUUAUUAACUGUCCUCCUCUUACUGCAGACUGGGGGGCACAGGAUGUCUGGUCUUCCCUAAGGAUGCCCAGUGGUCUCGGCUGUUCCACGGUCCUGUCUCCGGAAGCUGCGGCUCAGUUUGCUGCUCAGAUAUUUGGGUUGAACAAUCACCUGGUGUGGUCCAAGCUGCGUUCGUGCACACUGAACACGUGGAUUUCUCUAAAGCAAGCAGAUGUGAAGCUGAGAGAGUGCAGCAUGUAACACUCUAGACUAUGUCCUCCUCACUGCAGAACAAUAAACUUCAUUUUCUAGAA
Molecule: messenger RNA, 3641 nt
Organism: Pseudophryne corroboree (corroboree frog)
Lineage: Eukaryota; Metazoa; Chordata; Amphibia; Anura; Myobatrachidae
Gene: PAICS
Product: phosphoribosylaminoimidazole carboxylase and phosphoribosylaminoimidazolesuccinocarboxamide synthase
Exons: 19
Coding region: 49-3588 (1179 amino acids)
Biological process (GO): 'de novo' IMP biosynthetic process
Cellular component (GO): cytosol
Molecular function (GO): phosphoribosylaminoimidazolesuccinocarboxamide synthase activity
Source: RefSeq, a predicted model, not a curated record